Molecule: messenger RNA, 1329 nt
Organism: Spinacia oleracea (spinach)
Lineage: Eukaryota; Viridiplantae; Streptophyta; Magnoliopsida; Caryophyllales; Amaranthaceae
Product: SPX domain-containing protein 2
Exons: 3
Coding region: 211-1098 (295 amino acids)
Biological process (GO): cellular response to phosphate starvation
Source: RefSeq, a predicted model, not a curated record
UUCAUACCGUUUAUAUGAUUCUUUACCUCCUCCAUUUUUUUCUCUCUCCUCUACUACCUCCAUCUUCACUUUCACGUUUCACCAUUUUCUCUCUCCUCCAACAACAAUCAAUAAACCCUAAAUUAGCUAAAUUAAUCUCUGCUCGUGAUUAUCUGAUAAUUUUCUGACGUUUUGCCGGCGAUUUUUUGUUGUUAUUGAUUGAUAGAUCAGAUGAAAUUUGGGAAGAGUUUGAGCAAUCAGAUCGAGGAAACGUUGCCGGAAUGGCGAGAUAAGUUUUUGUCGUACAAAGAUUUGAAGAAGCGGUUGAAGUUGAUCGUACCGAAGAACAAUAAUAGUAAUAAUAAUGUUAAUGGCGGUGGUGACGAGAGCUGUAAUGACCGUCCGAUUAAGCGGCAGAGGAUUGACGGCGAGGAAGCUAUGACGAAGGAGGAAGUUGAUUUUCUUAGAUUGCUGGAGGAUGAGCUUGAGAAAUUCAAUACUUUUUUCGUUGAGAAAGAGGAAGAAUACAUCAUCACAUUAAAGGAAUUGCAAGAUAGAGUGGCAAGGGCAAAGGUUUUUAAUUAUGAAGAGAUGCUCAAAAUUAGGAAGGAGAUUGUGGAUUUUCACGGGGAGAUGGUUUUGUUGGAAAAUUACAGUGCCCUCAACUAUACAGGUUUAGUGAAAAUUCUGAAGAAGUACGACAAAAGAACUGGUGCACUAAUUCGGUUACCAUUUAUCCAGCGGGUCUUGCAGCAGCCUUUCUUCACAACUGACUUACUUUACAAGCUUGUCAAAGAGUGUGAAAGAAUGCUGGACGUUCUGUUUCCCGUUGAUGACGAGCCAACAACAGCCUAUUUAGGUGAUGGUGAUGAUUGUUGCGAGCCUACAACCAGUUCCACCAGCAAUAGUAACGGCCUGCUUAAAUGUCCAAAGGAACUUGCAGAGAUCGAGUACAUGGAGAGCCUCUAUAUGAAGAGUACUAUCUCAGCAUUGAGAGCCUUGAAAGAAAUCAGAAGUAAAAGCUCGACUGUGAGCAUGUUUUCACUACCUCCCUUGCAACUCGCUGGUGUAGAGGAGACAUGGAAGAAGAUACCUAUUCUUGAACAAGUAGCGAAAUAAACUACUUGCUUCUAGAGGGGACUAGGGAGGAGACGUUACUCUCGUCUCCUUCGUGUAAUUUUUUUUUCACUGUAUUUUUUUGUCCCUCUCUUAUGUCAUAGAUACUAACACGAGCUGUAAUGCUCUUUACAUCUUACUUCAAUUACCACUAUCAGGUAUACUAAAAGGCAUGAAUUUAUGCUCUGUAUGAUAAGUUUAAUGUUAAUGCAGAAUGUAUAAGUUUCAGAAGAA